AUGGGCUCGCUGCUGCAGAACCUGUCCCGGGGUGGCCGGGUGGGAGCUGUGCUCUGGUGCUGGGCAAAUGCCCGCGGCUUGAGCGGAUCCCAGUGCCCCAGCUGGGUUGCGCGAAACCUUUCGUGCAGCCGAGGUAUCCCCGGUCUGGGAGGCAGGCCAGCGCUUGGAGGAAUCAUGGAAGUGAGGCUGAGAAGGAUGUUAAGCCACCAUCCCAACGCUAGGAAGGCUGAACACUUCCCAGAGCUGGGAACAGCUUCCUGGAGAGCCGUACGGAUUACCCCAUGUUCACAGGGAAUGCACCACUUCUCCAGCUGGGACUGCUGUCAGAGUCUUCCCCGAGGAAGACACAGUGUUCUUCACAGAUACCACACUCCAGUGCAAGUCACUGAUAGCUGCAGAAGGUUGGGGACGGACCACAGGGAAGAAGGUUUCCAAGUAGGUACAGAGAAUGACAGGGAGCCAAAGGCCUCCCUGCCCAGGGGGAACUCCAUAGGGCCCCCAUACUCUCUGCCACCUGAGCUUGAGCCUCCGACAAACUGCUGUAUGAGUGGCUGUCCUAACUGUGUAUGGGUGGACUAUGCAGAAGCUCUGCUGAGGCUCUACCAGGACGGUGGGGAGAAGGCCCUGGCCGUUCUGGAGGAGCAUGUGACAGAUGAGAACCUCAAGGCCUUCCUCAGGAUGGAGAUCCGGCUCCGAAUGCAGAGUGGAGCCUGAUCCAGUUUACCUGGGACUUCUUAUCUUGGACAGACGCUACCCUUAAGAAGCAGCAGGGUCACCUUUGUUCCUAAGUCUGGAAGACUCUACAAGUCUGCCAGGAGCAGGGAUUAUUAUGUAACAACUUCACCUCAGAAUAAAUGAAUCCUCUGUGACAACCAUG
Molecule: messenger RNA, 877 nt
Organism: Grammomys surdaster
Lineage: Eukaryota; Metazoa; Chordata; Mammalia; Rodentia; Muridae
Gene: Oxld1
Product: oxidoreductase like domain containing 1
Exons: 2
Coding region: 1-714 (237 amino acids)
Cellular component (GO): mitochondrion
Source: RefSeq, a predicted model, not a curated record